Cimex lectularius (bed bug) is the source of this 586-nucleotide messenger RNA. RefSeq names its product CDGSH iron-sulfur domain-containing protein 3, mitochondrial. The record is from RefSeq and is a predicted model, not a curated record. Gene Ontology annotation, molecular function: 2 iron, 2 sulfur cluster binding. The transcript is spliced from 3 exons. The coding region runs from base 98 to 529 and encodes 143 amino acids. Gene Ontology annotation, cellular component: intracellular membrane-bounded organelle. Lineage: Eukaryota; Metazoa; Arthropoda; Insecta; Hemiptera; Cimicidae.
UUUCGUGCUGAUAACGGUUAACAGUCGCCUUUCCAAGCUUUUUGCAUUUUCUUACAUUAGUAUAAAUAUUUAAUUAAAUAAUAAUAAUAAAAAAAAAAUGACAAGUAGACAUCUGUUUUACAGCGUGCCCAAGUUGAACCGCCUCAUUUUUAAUACGCGAACAACAUUAUUAAUUAAUAAAAGAUCUUAUUCGAGCAAAGGUGAAAGUGAACUUCCCAAAAAUCUUUUGGAGGAUUUUUAUACGGCUAGUAGGCAGACGGAAAAUGGCGUGAUCUAUGACAAGAAACCUUUUAAAAUGCGACUCUCACCAGAGAAAACUUAUAUGUGGUGCCUCUGUGGCCACAGCAAAAACCAGCCGUUGUGCGAUGGAAGUCAUAAAAACCCAUAUCUUAAGAUAAAACAAAGACCAAUCAAAUUCCAAGUGGAUGAAGAAAAAGACUACUGGUUGUGCAAUUGUAAGCAGACAUCGCACAGGCCAUUUUGUGAUGGAACUCACAAAAGAGAUGAUAUCCAAGCAUUAAAAAAAUAAAUGUAAUCAUUUUAUUUUGAUUGUUUUAGACUUAUUUAAUUAAAUUUGUGAUUUAAA